GUAAACCGCAACAAGCGAGGCCACACGAGCUAAGCACAUCAUUCGUAUGAAGUAUUGACAGCAUAUGGUUAGAUAGGAGCCGUUUGCGAAGCGCGAGCAGGCACGCCCGCGUGGUGCGGAGAACUGGCGCGUGGGCCCCCAAUCGCAGAUCGUCACGUUGAUGGCGCCCGCUCCAAGUGUAGCGAGUAGCGGAAAGCCCGGGCUCGAGGGCGCGGUAUUCGGCGUGCUGUUCACGCUGAGCCAGGAGAAGGACACACAAGACAUCUUCUACCACUGGAUCCUUUUGAAGAUCCUGCUGGACGUGUGGCAGGUCUACACCCAGAUCCUCACCCCCCAGUAUGGCUGGGACAUCAACCCCGACUCGACGCUGUGGAAGGGCGUCUCCGUCCUCUCCUUUGGAUGGCUUGCGGACAUCGGGUACGGCUGGUACGUCGGCCUGCUGUACACGUUGGCGACCCUGCUGGGCCUCAACCUGGCCCUGUGCGGCUGGGUGGCGGUGUGCUUCCGGAACCAGAAGUUCGACUACGUGUGGCCCAUCAAGGUGGUCCGCGGCUUCAGCUACGUGUUCCUGCAGGUGUUUGACAUCACCUCGCUCAACUUCCUGCAGCUAGGCAUCAGCUGCAAUUACACCGCCCCGGCCAGCAGCGGUUUAUUCCUCAAGAUGCAGCUGUUCCCACAGUACAGCUGCUCGGCGCUGCCCCAGCUGGCCCAGGCUAUGGCUUCGGGCGUGUUGCUAGGCGUGUUCGUGGCGGUGGCCAUGCUGGUCAACAUGAGCGAGGUAGAGGUCAACCCCACCAGCAAGUCCCCGCAGGCGCUGGGCCACAGCGGCGCCGAGGUCACCGCCUUCUUCAUCAAGGUCCUCAUGACGCUGGUCAGCACAUUCAUCGGCGGCUGGCCCAAGGUCGCCUCCGCCGCCUACCUGCUCCUGGCCUUCUGGCUAGCCUGGUGCAACCUCCGUUGGGUGCCGCACCUGGUGGGCUGGGUGGGCGACCUCAAGUCGGGCUGCGCGGUGGCCAUGGCGGGCGUGGCGGCGCUGCAGGUGGCAGUGGUUGCUCUGCCCGACUCCGCCAUCGACGCCCGCCACACGCUCACCCUGGUCAUGGGCAUCGGCCUGGCACCGCUGUUCGUGGCGGGCUCACUCCUCAGCUGGUGGAGGCGGACCUGGUUCACGUCGGCGGCGCUCAAGGCCUUCAGGACCACCGACCCCGAGAAGGUCAAGCCCCGGGACAUCUUUGGAUUCUGGGACGCACGUGAUGUGGAGAUCGCCGCCCGCUCCUGCCGCGUGUGGGCGGACCGGUACCAGCUGGACAAGGCGGCGGUGACUCGCGCGCAGGAGCUGAUCAAGGCCGGCGUGGCGCGCUUCCCCGGCAGCUCGUACGUCAAUCUGGUGUAUGCGAACUUCCUGCUGGAUGUGCUGGGCUUCAGCCAGACAGGUGGCAAGCAGCUCGAGGCCGCCCGCAAGCUGGACCCGGGCCCCAUGUGUCGCUUCAUGCUCUUCGUGCGGCAACAGCAGGCCACCCAGAAGGCCGCGAGCAGCACCGUGGGCAAGGGCGGCAGCAUGGAUCUGCUGGGCUAUGUGGAGUACCAGCGCAAGCAGCGCAUGGUGCUGCGCCACCACAAGGACGCCCUGCAGGCCAUGGCCAACUUCUGGCGCAUCCUGGGCUACUCGAGCAGCGUGUCCUUCCGCUCGCUCAGCCGCUCACUGGAGGAGAUCGACACCAGUGUGAAGCAGGCUGAGACGGCGUACCGCGCCGUGCUGGAGAUGUACGGCAACAGCCCGCGCCUGGUGCGGCUGUACGCCCGGUUCCUGGAGACCGUCAAGCAGGACCCCUGGGGCGCGGCCGAGUACUCGGCACACGCCGACCGCAUUGAGCAGAACCGGGACGCGGACGGCGACGGCCCCACGCUGCCCGACGGCACGCCCAUCGGCCGCAUGGACGAGGUGGACAAGGGCGUGCUGGUAGUGAACGCGUUCGGCGACAUCCAGAUGGUCAACAAGAAGCUGAUGUCCAUGUAUGGGUACCGCAAGGGCGACCUGGACGGCAAGAACGUGACGGUGCUGAUGGCAGGCCACGACGCCAAGCGCCACCCGGGCCUGCUGCGCCGUUACAUUGACAGCGGAGAGCAGGCACCGCCCGUCUUCAGGCGGCCGGUGCUGGGCAUGCACCGCGAGCGUGUGGCCAUCCCAGUGCAGCUGGACGUCAGCCGUGCUUCGGGCAUGGGCGAGGACAGCGUGUUCAUAGCGCUACUGGAGGCGGCGCCGCAGGAGCCUGGCGUGGGCCGGCUGUGGGCCACACCCGAGGGCCUCAUCGUGUGCUGCGACGCCGGCUUCGUCACCUGCUUCGGCUUGUUCCCCACCGACGUGGUGGGAACUCAGCUGCGCUCGCUGCUACGUGCCAACGCCUCCAGCGCCGCCGCAGCCGCCGCCUCGCGCGCAGCCGGCCAGGGCGGCGAGGAGGACGGCUGGAGCGCCAGCAAGGCCCUGAGUGACGCACAGAAGCUGGUGCAGCGGCUUAUUUCCGAGGCCGAGGCUGACAGGCCUACGUCGGCCGACGGCAGUCGCCACGGCGCCCCGGGCUCCCCCGGCGGCGCAUCUGACGGCGGCGCGGCCACUAAACCUGACCGUCAUUGCUUUGUGCGGCACAAGUACGACGAGGCCCGUGAGGUGUGCGUCACCGUCACCAUGGACCCUUCCCGCACCAUCCUGGAGUUUGUGCUUCGCCUGGUGUCCACCGAGCCCCAGCUGCUGAUGGUGGUGGAGAAGCGCGGAGGCAUCAAGCACAUGAGCGGAGACUUGGCCAAGCUACUUGGAGCUUCUGCUGGUGCCGACGAGGCUGCUAUCGGCGGUGGCGGCACGGGCGGCGGUGUGUUGGAGGGCCUGGGCGCCGCCGCUGAGAGCGCCGCGCUCCGCAACUUGGACGACUUCCUGCCCGCGCCCUGGCGCUACCUGCACUCCCGCCACCUGGCCAAGGCCAUUGGAACCGGCAUCCCCGCAUCCGCCAUCAUCCAGAUGGGCGGUGGAGCCCUGGAUGCCGCUGGCGCCGGAGCCGCCGCGACCAGCGGUGCGCCCGCCCUUCUGUCCGGCAUGUGGGGCUGCCACGGCGGCCGUACGGCUGGCGCAGACGAUGGCGGCCCUGCCGCUGGCGGGCGCCUGUUCCGCCCCACGAUGCGCCUGGUCGGGCUGCACGGCCGCCCCGUGUUCGUGCGUGUGGCGGUGCACUCGAGGGAGGAGGGCGGCGAACCGCUGCACGUGGUGCGCAUGGCCAGGUCCUCUCUUGACACCGCCAUUGCUGAGCGCCGUUUGCGCGUGCGGGUCUCGGAGGCCGGCACAGUCAUUGACGAGGCCGAGGCAGCCGCUGCCGCAGCCAAACUAGAUAUGGGGCCUGACGUUGCGGCGGACGCAGAGGAGGGCGCGGCUGUGAUUGUCGAGAGGCCCACCACCGCGGCUGCAGCUGCGCAGGCGAUGGGUGAGGAGUUGGAGGCCUUGUUCGGCUUCACCAAGGAGGCGCUUGCGGGGUACCACCUCUGGGACUUCAUCACGCUUCAGCCCUGCCCCGAGUCCGAGCUGCUGCUGGCGACUGCCGGCGCCACCUCCGGCGCUGGUGCCGCAGCCGCCACUGCUACAACGCCCCGCGCCGGUGCUGUUCGCCGCGCCUCCACCACCAUGAGGGCUGGCGCGACUGGUGCCGGCGCCCUGAGCCGCGCGGUUCGACACCGCCUAGGCAACAGCACGGGUGUUGUAGGCGCCACCAGCGCCAAGGCGGCGGCCGACUCGGACGCCACUGAUACUGGAGGUGCCGAUGGCGCUGUCGGCGGAGACCUGCUGGAGGAGGCUGCGUCGGUUGUGUACGGCGAGGUGGGCGGCGUCACCGCAGAGGAGGACGCCGCCGCUGCUGCUGCUGCAGUCGCUGACUUGGCGGCCGGGGCCAUGGACGCCGCCGCGAACGGCAGCGCCAACCCGUUCGCCAGCGGCCCUGGCUACUACGGCGCUGGUCCCCCAGUGGAGUUCAACCUGCGCACCUUUGAUGCCAUGAUCACCAUGGCGCUGCAGUUCCCCGGCGUGUCCUGGCGCGUGGCGGUGGUGCCGCCGGCCGCGGUGGCUGAGGCGGAGGCCAUGGGCAACGCCUCACGUGCCGCCGCGCACCUGGCGCGUAACACGCGUCAGGCUGUGUUGAGGUUGGAUGUGGCGGUGCCUCGUGUGCGGGUGCGCCCGCGUGGCGGCUCCGGCUCCCCCAAUGGCGGCAUGUCGUCCCCUCGGGCCGGGCAGCAGCUGAACCCCGCCCUGGCGCCUGGCCGCCUGGUGGUGCAUGUGGAGCUGUGGGCGGCGGAGAGCCUCACCGGUGUGCUUGAGCUGGACCCUCGCGGCCGGGUGGCGGGCCUGGCGGAGGAGGGCGGCGUGCGCCCUGCGGGGCUGAUCUUCGGCCAGCCCUCUGCUUCCUUCCUGGGCUCAGAGCUGUCCCAGAUUGUUUCCAUGCCGGCCGGCUACACGCCCAUGACACUGCUGACUGGCGACGUGGGCGGCAAUGCCGCAAAGAAGAGCGCGCUUAAGGCAACCAAACAGCAGCAGGCGGCCGCGGACAAGGAGGCCGCUGUCAAGGUGGGCCCCGUGCACUACCUGCCCGGCGGGCACCGCGACGGCCGGCCCCUGCUGCUGGCCGUGCAAAUGGUUGGCAAGCCGCUGCCGCCCGGCGGCGCACAGCCCGCGAGUGUCGCCGCCGGAGCUUCAGUAGCCGCCGGCACCCUGACCGCCAGCAUCCGCCUUGCGCCCGCCGGCGCCCAGCCAUCAGUGCUACCGCCUAUGAUGGGGGCAGCGGCGACUGCGGGCGCCAACGCACUUGCGGCCGGGGGGGGGGGUACCAGGCGCCGCGCCUCAGUCAUUGCGUUGCCGCCCCCGGCAGCGGCGCCGGUGUCAUGGUGUCCCAUCAUGGGCCCUGGGGGCUCCGUCCAUCGUAGUGUUCAGCAGAUGCACCUGGCGAAGGACUUGUCGCGCAUGGGCCGAGAGGCUACCGACGCCGAUGCCACCGCAAGCGCAGCGGAAGGCCACGCGGCCGCCGUCAUCGGCAGCCUCAGCGCCCCGGUGUCGCUUCUCGAUCCGGCGGCAGUGGGCGUGGCGGCGGCUAUGCCACUUCCGCCUCCGCCUCUGGCGUUGGCGAUGACCAUGCCGUCGCCUGGCAUUACUAUGCGCGGUUCGGGCCCUGGCGCCCAGGGCGGCACCAGCUCGAGGCCGCUGGCGGCGCGGAGCAGCAAGGCGCGCGAGGGCGCUCCUGGGGAAGCAAUUGGUUCUGGAAGCGGGGACUCUGCAGGGGUAUUGGAUUCGGCUGUAGACCUAGAGCGCCGCGCACACGACGGCAGCACCGGUGCCGAUGGUGGGGCCCUCAGCCCGCCUCGGUCGCCGGCGUCAUUGCCGGGAAUGGUGCUUGGCGACCACGAUGGCCGCCCAAGUGCCACUGGUGCUCUGGGUAAUGCCGCGGCUGCAGUUGCCGCAGCCAAGGAGGCACAGGGCAGCGGUGCCGCGUUAACUAAGCAGCCCUCAAACAAGAUUUCCAAGUGGGUUUCGACCAAUGGCGAGUAUUACCAGAACACUGUGAGGUCCGCUCCGGGCAUUGGUGGCCUUGAGGAGGAGGAGGAAGAGGAGGAGGGUAGUGACGACGACGCUGAUGAUACCAGUGGCUCGGGCGUCGGUGAUGGCAGCGACCAACGUGGCAGCGGUGAUGGUGCCGCAUCGCGCCGUUCGGCCAGGCACCCAGGCGGCGACGAGCCAGCAGCGGUUGCGCGGCUCGAGCUGGCAGGGGCUGGCGACGAAGGCAAUGGCGGCAAGGGCGCAGGCGCGCGCCAGGGCAUGAGCAUGGCGGUGGACAACAGCGACACUAGGAGCGAUGGCGGCGAGAGUGCCACAUCCGGCGUGUCGGGCACGUCGGGUCUGUCUGACGGCGACGGCACCGGAGACUUCAAGCGGGGCAAGCGGUACAAGAAGCUCAUCAAGCUCAUCGACUCGCCUGACAGCAAGAAGAGCUUACGCAAGUUCAAGAUGCUCGUGGCGGCGGUCAUUUUCACGUGCAUGGCAGUGCACGUGCUGUGCUUCGCCCUCAUCAUGGACGGAAUCCAUUGGCAGAACGAUGCGCUACAGACCCUCACCAACAUGGGCGACGGCCAGCGUUUCCUUCAAAAGGUUGCGGUGUACAUGAGGGCUCUGGACCAGACCUACAGGGGCAAGGGCUCCAACAACACAUACACAGAGGCAAAUGCACCGUUCUUUGCGAGCGAGAUGUACCGCUACCUCAACCUGUACAACGAUAUGAACAACGGUAUCCUGCUCAACAGCCGGCACCAGUCCAUCACGCUGCUCUUCUACACAGACCAGCUGACGGUGUGGGUCGGCAACAACAGCUUCACUGGCGAGGAGGUGUUUACAAACGUCACCACCUGGGAUCUGCUGACACGACUGCUGGUGGCGGCCCUCACCGUGUACCAGAAGCACGAGGAGUGGCGUGCCAAUGGUACAUACCCGGCCGAUACAUUUGAAGGGCAGUUCGUGCUCCGAAGCGCACAGCAGCUCGCCAAGGGCUCGCAGUCCGUGUGGGUAGCGCUGCAGGAUCAUGCCAAGGGCCACACCCAGCGCGUCAACAACCUCCAGCUCAUCUUCCUGGUCAUUGAGGGCUUUCUGGUGUCCAGCUGCACGGCGGCGUGCCUCAUCUACUUGCUGCGCGUGGCGAGCGAGCAGCGCUACAAGCUGUACGACACCUUCCUUGCCAUCCCCAUUGGCCUGACGCGCGCGCUGGCCUCUCAGACCACCCACCUGCUGGACGAUGACGAGUCGGAUGAUGAAGAGGACGAGGAUGGAGCUGCUGCGGCAGCAGCCAGCAAGGCGGCUGAGCUUGCUGCUGGUGACGAGCACGCCAGUGUAGACGGCGACGCUGCGGGCGGUGGGGGCGCUGCCGCCCCCAAGCGUCGUGCCAAUUUCGACAACGCUGGUCACGGCGGCUCCGGCGGUCGCCGCAGCGGUACCGGUGACGUGGCAGCAGCAGAUCAUCCCGGCAGCAACAACGGAGGGGGCAAGGGCGCUAGCAGCGUGAAAGAUGCCAAGCACAGAGGUGGCGGCGGCGAUGCAGCUGCUGCGGCUGGGGGAGGCAACGGCGCGUCAGGCCCGCUGCUGCGCAUGCAGUCGAGCAUGCGCGACUCUGGCGCCGGCAACGGUGGCGCAAGCAGUUGGUUCGGCACCCUCAAGGCGAAGAUACUGGGCCGCUCCAACGCGGUCCGUGACAGCUCGGCCCCGGCGAAGCGCUCGCUGGAGCGCAACAGCCGCGUGUCCAUCGCCAUGCUGGCCAUCGCCAUCACCUACUCUAUCCUCAUCAUCACCUUCUACUCGGUUGGCUACAUCCUCACGCUCACCACCGCGCAAAACGUGGCCAUGGUGGCUGUGGCGCAGCGCAACAUGGAGCGAGCCUGCAAAGCCGUCUUCCUUUCACAGGAGCUUCUUGCCCAGGAGGACCCGCUACUCGUCCAUCGCUACAUAAACGAGCUUCAAAACGUCAGCGUGGGCCUGCGUGACGCCUACUACACGAUGCGUAUGGGCAUUGAUGCUGACCGCGUGGCUGGCCCCGACAUUGAGAGGUUCCCGGGCGUGGUGAGCCACGGCCUGGCCAAGGAGAGCCCCGAGCAGUUCCAGCUCUUCUUCGGCACCGGUGACUGCCAGCGACUGAAUGCGCCGUGCGAGGGGCCCGAGUACCGUUAUUACGAGGUGACGCACGGAGGCGUAGAGGCAAUCAUUUUCCAGGUGGUGCUGUCGGUUAAAUCUCUUGCCGACCAAGCCCAAGGGGCGGAGCAUCGGGCCAUCGCCGCAGUAUCGCACUCUGUCGGGGUGCCCAUUGAGACCAUCCUCGCUGAGGUGCAGGCUGGCGAAACUAAUCAAGUGCUGGCCGCGAUCGCCGCCGCCAACGCCACAUCCGUGGCUGCUGGCGGUCCCCCGGUGCUAAUACCGACAAUAGCCGAGAUGGACAUGCCCGGACAUGACAACAAGGAAUGGGAUUUUAUUUGGAACGCAGGCUUACAAGACGGUGUAGAUGGCAUCCGCCGAAUCACAGCUCUGGAGAUCUCGUACAUCGAGGGUAAUUUCCAACAGGUGGUGGUCAUGCAUGUGGUACUAUUCAUCCUGCUGGUGGCGGUGUUCGUCGUGUUUGUGUUUGGCCUCCUAAUGCCCAUGCUAAAGCGCAUGCACCAGGAGAAACGGCGCAUCACGGAGAUGCUUAGCCAGCUGCCCACUGAGGUGGACGUCAUGAAGCUCAUCACGCUCGUGAUUAUGGGCUCCAGCCCUGUCGCCAACGACAAGAGCGUUAAGGGCGUUGCUGAGGGUGGCAAGAGCGUGCGCCGCAGCUCAGUCCUCGGCAGUGGUGGCGUUGCCGUCAACGCCUCAGCCGCCAAUAACGCACAGGCGACGCAGCGGUCUAGCACCAUGGAGCUGCCUGCCGGUGGCGGCGGCGGUGCUGCGGCUGACGAUGGCGACAUGGGCGUCGCGGACAGCAAGGCGUGGAAGGGGCUGCUGGCACGUGCCACCAGUGUCAAGGGCGGCGGUUCCUUCGCCAGCCCCAAGCGUGUGUGAGCUAGUAGAAGCAUCUGAACGGCUGGGUCGAUCUGACAGUGAUUUUGGGGCGCAGUUGAUACUUGUCCAGGGUGGCGGCUCAUAAGCUAUUUAAUGAAGAAUGCACGCAGCAGUUGAUUAUAAAAAGGAUGUCACGGAAGUUGAUUAUAAAAAGGAUGUCACGGAUGCGCAUCACCGCAUGCGUGUGCAACGCGCCCAUGCAUGCCGAGUGUUGGCACAAGAUGAUAAUAAAGUCCUGUCUGGCCGUGUGAAUGCAUGCGUCCAUACGUGGUGCUUUGUAUGCGCACGGUGCGCCAUAGUGUCACGAGAGCUUACAAGUUACUCAUCCCACCUGUCCCGCUGCCGCGCUGCUUCAUUUAAUAAGGUUUAAAGGAGUGCUGCUGUGACAGCAUACGCACCCUGAGCGUGACAGCUGCAAGGGCACAUGCACUCGCGCAAUGCUUCGGCGGCGGCGGCAGCGGCGGCGGCGGCGGCAGCGGCAGCGGCGGCGGCGCGUGCGCGCAUCUUGGUAGCGGAGGGGGCGGGAAAGGCCACGUGGAGGAGGAGAGCGCAGCGCCGCCCAAGAAGCGGCGCAAGCGCGCAGGCUGAGGAGCCGGCUGGCGGUGUCUAGGUAGCGGUCUGCGGUGGGGCUGGCAGGGCAUGCGUUGCGGCAUGACAAGUAGUGCGGCUGUUGACAACUGUGCUGCGUCUGGCUACGGUUGGCUCUGCUGUGGCAUCGCGACUGCUAGAUAGGCACCUGGUUUGGCUAUGUGCCUGUGGAAACCGACCCCGGCUAUGUCCGGGCGAUGAGGUUGUUCAGCCUCAGACUGUGGAGGGGCUCAGCCCCUUUUCCCGUGACCGGGGAACACUUGUCAUCAGCUUGGAUAGUCAGACCUACAGACACCGCCCUUCAUCUUCUCCUGGUCUCGGAUUAGCGGGGCCGACACGGGCCGUCACUCGAUACCCGUACGGAAGGUGCUGUGUGUAUGUGCUGGCUUUUCGUAGCGCAGCUUGUCAUUGCAACUUAAUUGCUGUGUCCCGGCUGUGUGGCGUGGGGUGCGGGUAGCGUGGGACGUGCCGGACUGCCGGUGCAUGAGGCCAGACCGAGCCACGCUUAGUCACACGCAGCGCGCUCGUGCCUUAUCUGCCGUUGUGCGUCUGUACUGUACUACCGAACUUGGUUACUGACGCUGCGACCUUUUCAUCUUCUCGUCUCGGGUUCGUG
Chlamydomonas reinhardtii is the source of this 9800-nucleotide messenger RNA. RefSeq lists its product as uncharacterized. The transcript has 47 exons. Lineage: Eukaryota; Viridiplantae; Chlorophyta; Chlorophyceae; Chlamydomonadales; Chlamydomonadaceae. The coding region runs from base 161 to 8596 and encodes 2811 amino acids. The record is from RefSeq and is a predicted model, not a curated record.